UUCGGUUUUCAGCUGGUCCAAAAAAUCACUUUUAUGAACGGUUGUGAACGUGAACAGAUGUUGUAAUACAGAAGUGGCAGAAAAAUGAUGCCGCCUUUGACUUGUUCGUUCUACCAUGUCUUCUCUUGUUACUGACCGAAUGCAGGACAACAUAUUUGAUCCCUGUACUCCGUAACAAGCACCAACUUCGAGGUUCAGGAACAGAUCAAAGGAAAAGAUCCAAACAAAGAAGACCCCGCCUCCAUCGAUAUGGCCCACAGUCCUGCUCAAGGGCGGCGCCACGCACCUCCCUGGCAAGCAAUGACAGCUUGAAGACUCGCAGGUAGUCGAUAUGACAGGUCUUACGCUACCACCGCUGGGCCCUGGCAUGCCCACCGAGACUACGUUAGGUUGUGCACGCUACUGAUCAUCGACUGAACGGGAGCAUCAUCCUUGUGUCAGGGACUCAGGGUAUUGCGUACCUGUCUUGUCUUUGAGCAAUACCCAUACUUUGUUCCUCGACCCCUUGAUUUUACCCUUCCUGGGUCUCCUCCGUCCAUUUACACCCUAUUACUAGUCCUCGAAAACCAUAAAUCCCUUGCUACCCCCACAGCUUCAACAGCUCGUGCCUUUCCAAGCUUUAUAAUACAUUGCUCGUGACUUGAAUUUUUAUUAUAUAUUGCCUACCCUCAGAAUCAUUCUUCUCUUACACGAAGCUGUCAACCCAAGAUAUGACCUCCAUCAUGGCCCUUCAUCAAGAUAUUCUACCCAUCCCCUCGCCCUCCAUGCUGUACGAUGGAGACCAAUAUCAUGAUACAGUCUCGUUGCAGCCGGAACUAGAAUGUCAGGCUGUAAACGAAACCCUCGAGCCUGUUGGGCCUCUGGUCUUGUCCAGUGCAUUCAGAGCUCAGAAAGUUCCUGGCACUCGAUGUCCUACCUGUGCCUUAGCUGGCAAAGAAGUUUGGGUAAUUCCUGGCCGCUGCUGCGGGUACUGCGGUACUCCUUGUGUCGACUAGAUCUAUCCCAGGGUCGAGUUUUGGCUGCUUCUACCCUGUUUCAAAACUUGCCCCAAAGCACAAUGCCAAGAUGUUGUUGAGCACUUCUCGCCGCUGGGAACCACAGGACUGUGGAUCUCAAAUGUCAGCUGAACAUGGCAUGAGAUAUCAUAUGCCCUUUUUCGUUAGCAUGGAUGGGCAAGAAAGUUUAUUCCGACUAGAGGGAUCUACGACAAGUCAAGAGUGACACUUGUUGAAGCACUUCAGCCAGCUCACGUCGUGAAAUGGAAGACUCCACGAUCUCUGAUUGGCACAGCGGCACUCGGACCUAUUGUUACGUCGUCGUCGAACAUGUCUUGGAAUGCGAGGGCCCAGGGGUAUGAUUUGGGUCUUGUCAGCCAUUUUCUGCCACUCCCCACUGAUUCAACGGGCACCUUCAAACAGUGCUCGUGCGCGUUGGUUGAUCACGAAUCAUGGCAAUCUCCGAGUCAUGCUUAAAGUUGAUAUAUGAUACAAGAAAAACUCAUGGGUCGGUCCAAGGCAUUGCCAUAGGCCAGAGCAGCCCAACCAGGAUGUCGGGAGUGACUCGGAUCAGCCACCUUGUCACUUCGACGAAUCUCGAGGGCAGCCACAUGAGGUGCAUCAGAUAGUCGAGAAUCAUUUACCGAUGGCUUUACUGGGGUCCAGGAUUAGGUGCAUAGCCCAACCAAUUCUUGGGUACGCGAAGGAUUUGACAUGGCACUGGAAGUAAGAGCUAGACGCAAUAAAUCGUCAAUAUCUCGAAAUCGAUAUAUCUCAAUAAUAUUCUUAACUUUUUAUGCGAAGUCAAA
Fusarium verticillioides 7600 is the source of this 1804-nucleotide messenger RNA. RefSeq lists its product as hypothetical. The transcript is spliced from 2 exons. The coding region runs from base 711 to 995 and encodes 94 amino acids. The record is from RefSeq and is a predicted model, not a curated record. Lineage: Eukaryota; Fungi; Ascomycota; Sordariomycetes; Hypocreales; Nectriaceae.